UUUUUCCAUUUACCUCAUCAUAUCCGGCAAUUCUACAAAGAUUGCAUCAGGCAAAGUUGGUAUUUAAGUAUUUGCUGUAUCAAACUGAAAACAGAAGAAAAGUUAAGAAAAAGAUCUGCUUAUGCUUUUACGCAGACAAUUUCAAACGGCGUUUGCUCCUGUCCAGUUAAGUCAUCUUUACCUAGUGACUAGACAGCAAUUUCGAAGCUUAAGAAAUGUUCAGGUUUGUUUCAAGUCUACCUUUACGGGAGCUAGUAUAAAGUAUUUACCUCCAAGAGUCACACCAGUAUACCAAGACUGCAGAUCUCCUCAAUCUAUAGGAGGGAAAGCAAAUUUAAAACAAUUACAAUGGCCGCAACCACCCAGAAAUGUUUUGAUCUUGAAGAAAACAAUGGACCUAAAAGUCAAUGAGUGCUUUACGAGAUUGGUCGAGCAUCUACAGAAAGUUUAUCCUGAGAUUUCUUUAAUUGUUGAUAAAGAAGCUGCGAAAGCUUUUCCACAGUAUGGAUUGUAUACCUGGGAAGAUACGGAGGAUUUGGAGAAGAAGGUAGAUAUCGUGCUUACAGUAGGCGGAGAUGGUACUAUUCUACAUGCAGCCUCUUUGUUUGCAAAAUCAGGCAUGCCACCCGUUUUAUCAUUUUCCCUAGGGACUUUGGGAUUUCUUCUGCCGUUUGAUAUUUCGGAUUUUCAGACGGCAUUUGCAGAUAUGUAUGAGUCACGCUCUUAUGUACUAAUGCGAAUGCGCUUAUCUUUGACUAUGAAAAGAAAAACCCAUGAUGAGACUACUUUUAUCAUGAAUGAGAUGCAUAUCCAUAGAGGUCUCUCUCCUCAUAUGGCUGUCCUGAAAGUAUUCAUCAACGAUCGUUUUCUAACUGAAGCAAUUGCUGAUGGAAUAAUCAUAUCUACUCCUACUGGAUCAACUGCAUAUUCUCUAUCUUCUGGUGGACCUAUUGUGCAUCCAUCCAUAAAUGCUCUCUUGCUUACACCCAUUUGUCCCAGCUCUCUUUCCUUUCGACCUGUUUUAUUCCCUGAUUCUUUUACUAUUAGUGUGGAAACUUCUGAAAAAUCUCGUGUCCGGCCUCAGCUUUCGGUUGAUGGUCGCUUGCUUGGGUUGACGGAUAUCGGACAGCGUAUUCAUAUUUACAGUAAAAAAGAUAAUGGAAUCCCUUGUGUUAUUCGUAGUCAUAAAGAAGACGAUUGGAUGACUGACAUCGUUGGACUCCUUCGCUGGAACCACCCUUUUGAUCGUAAAGGAUGGUAAGGAAUUUUUCGGCUAAAAGAUGAAAACAGCGGUUUUUUGGUUUUACAUAAAAAAAAGGAGACAGAAAAGAAAUUUAUUCAAUUUUUCUUUAUAAUAUCAUGCUCCUUCCUUUCUUGGGUUUAUUUAUCAUGAUGUUUUAGAAUUAUCGUUGACCUUGUGUUUUUAUUUAUAAAUGGAAUCAUAAUAAUAAAGAAUACUAUAACAAUUGGAAUCUGAUUUGUUUU
Messenger RNA from Schizosaccharomyces cryophilus OY26, 1485 nucleotides. RefSeq names its product NADH kinase. Bases 122 to 1261 code for a protein of 379 amino acids. The transcript has 2 exons. NCBI's taxonomy places the organism in Eukaryota, Fungi, Ascomycota, Schizosaccharomycetes, Schizosaccharomycetales, Schizosaccharomycetaceae. Gene Ontology annotation, biological process: NAD+ metabolic process; NADP+ biosynthetic process. The record is from RefSeq and is a predicted model, not a curated record. Gene Ontology annotation, molecular function: NAD+ kinase activity.